AAAAGAACUGGGGGGUGGAAUGGAGAAGGGACCGGAGAUUAGUGACUUGGGGUGGAUUCUGGGAGAGAAGGGUCAAAGUGAGAUCGGAGUUGAAGGGGCGGAGGGCAGAUGGGAUGCGGAAAAACGAGUUCCGAUUAAGGAGACUAAUAUCCUACUGGAAGAUAGGUGCAGUAGAUAGAAUCUGGCGAGUGAGAGCUUGGUGGGAACUAUGUGAAAGAUGUCGGUGAGGUAGACCCAGAUUUUGGUAAAGACGAUUAGGGAUGGGGAGCUGAGGUUGAGCUGGGGGCGUGAGAAACUGGUUUAGGUCUCUCCGAGGCGAUGAGAUUAGGGAAAAAGGGAGGAGACCAUACUCGGGUGACUGAGCUUUGGGGAUAUUUUUUGACAUUGUCUGGCCUUUUCCAGGUUCUAAAUGGCUUCUAAGAAGUUGGGUGCAGAUUUUCAUGGGACUUUCAGUUACCUUGAUGAUGUUCCAUUUAAGAUAGGAGACAAAUUCAAAACACCAGCUAAAGUUGGUCUACCUGUUGGCUUCUCCUUGCCUGAUUGUUUGCAGGUUGUCAGAGAAAUACAGUAUGACUUCUCCUUGGAAAAGAAAACCAUCGAGUGGGCUGAAGAUAUUAAGAAAAUCCAAGCAGCCCAGCGGGAAGCUGAGCGCAAAGCUGAGGAAACAGAAGCUAAAGUGAAUUCUAAGAGUGGCCCAGAGGGUGAUAGCAAAAUGAGCUUCUCCAAGACUCACAGUACAGCCACAAUGCCACCUCCCAUUAACCCCAUCCUUGCCAGCUUACAGCACAACAGCAUCCUCACCCCAACUCGAGUCAGCAGCAGUGCCACGAAACAGAAAGUUCUCAGCCCACCUCACACAAAGGCAGAUUUCAAUCCUGCUGACUUUGAGUGUGAAGAGGAUCCAUUUGAUAAUCUGGAGUUAAAAACUAUUGAUGAGAAAGAAGAGCUGAGAAACAUUCUGGUAGGAACCACUGGACCUAUUAUGGCUCAGAUAUUGGAUAGUAACUUGCCCAGAGGAGGCUCUGGGUCUGUGUUACAGGAUGAGGAGGAGGUCCUGGCAUCCUUAGAGCGGGCGACCCUAGAUUUCAAGCCUCUUCACAAACCUAAUGGCUUUAUAACCUUACCACAGUUGGGCAACUGUGAAAAGAUGUCACUGUCUUCCAAAGUGUCCCUUCCCCCCAUCCCUGCAGUAAGCAAUAUUAAAUCCCUAUCUUUCCCCAAACUUGACUCUGAUGACAGCAAUCAGAAGACAGCCAAGCUGGUGAGCACUUUCCAUAGCACAUCCUGCCUCCGCAAUGGCACGUUCCGGAAUUCCUUAAAGCCUUCCACCCAGAGCAGUGCCAGUGAGCUCAAUGGGCAUCAUACUCUUGGGCUUUCAGCUUUGAACUUGGACAGUGGCACAGAGGUGCCAACCCUGUCCCCUUCUUCCCAGAUGCCUUCCCUUUCUGUGUUGUCUGUGUGCACAGAAGAAUCAUCACCUCCAAAUACAGGUCCCACGGUCACCCCUCCUAAUUUCUCAAUGUCACAAGUGCCCAACACUUCCAGCUGUCCCCAGGCCUAUUCCGAACUGCAGACACUGUCCCCCAGUGAGCGGCAGUGUGUGGAGACAGUGGUCAACAUGGGCUACUCAUAUGAGUGUGUCCUGAGAGCCAUGAAGAAAAAAGGAGAGAAUAUUGAGCAGAUUCUCGACUAUCUCUUUGCACAUGGACAGCUCUGUGAGAAGGGCUUUGACCCUCUUUUAGUGGAAGAGGCUCUGGAAAUGCACCAGUGUUCAGAGGAAAAGAUGAUGGAGUUUCUUCAAUUAAUGAGCAAAUUUAAGGAAAUGGGCUUUGAACUGAAAGACAUUAAGGAAGUUUUGCUUUUACACAACAAUGACCAGGACAAUGCUUUGGAAGACCUCAUGGCUCGGGCGGGAGCCAGCUGAGACCAGGCCCUACCUAGGCUUUGCCAUGGAACCACCACCCCCAGGAGGCCCUGCAGGGCCCACCUGUGGGGAAGAAGGGGCACACUUCUGGAUUUUAUUUUGGGGGUGGGAGGUCAGGUAUGGAGACUGCACUUGCCAGUUGCUAUGACCUAGGCCCUGAGCUGGGGAAAAAAUGAGGAAGACUUGGGCAUGUGAAUGCCCCCAGAAAAGUCCUGGCUCCUCCUCCCUUAUUAAAUGUAUUUGUAAUUUGAGAAGUGUCUUUCCCACCUCGGCUCUUCAGAGAGACUGCCCUGGUUUUCCUGGGGUCUUUAUGUCCUCCACCUACCUGCCAAGAGGAGUCAAAGAGAAGGGGUGGGAGGGCCAGACUCAGUGCUGCUUUGAGGCUAGGUGUUCCCACUACCCUCCCCACCUCAGCCUCACUGGUGGUGGACUGAACUCAUAACCAAGUUCAGUGCAAUUGAAAGGUUUUUCCAGGGUUUUGUUUUAUUUCCCCCCACUUUUAACAAAGUAUUCUAGUGUUACACUGGUCUGCAAAUGUCUCUGAGGUGCAAAGAAUGCCCUUUCCCCUUGGGGCCCUGAGUUUGCCUCUUCUGCCAGGCAGUCACCAUGCUUCUCUGCCCCAGCCUGUUUCUUUUUGCUUGGUUUGGCUCACAGCCCCCUCCUAUUCAGGGUUUACUGCUCUAGGAGACAGUUGUCGGUUUAAGAAGUCAUUGGCCCCUUCCCAGCACACUGAAUGGGGGAGAAAACAAGCCACGGUUUUAGUCUCCCAGCACUAACUCCACCUCUAUUCUUGGAGAACAGCCUCUCCCUUCAGCCCACUGCUUUAGGAUGACACGAUGAGUAACACCUAGUCCUAGGAAUCAGUCUUUUUGGUUUGUUUUGUAUUAUGUUGUACAUCAUUAAAGAUCUAAAUACAAAGGAUAUACAGUCUUGAUGAAUCUAAAGUAAUUUGCUAACUAUUUUGAUUCUUCAGAGAGAACUACUAAUAAAAAUCUAAAAGGUG
Molecule: messenger RNA, 2927 nt
Organism: Loxodonta africana (African savanna elephant)
Lineage: Eukaryota; Metazoa; Chordata; Mammalia; Proboscidea; Elephantidae
Gene: UBAP1
Product: ubiquitin associated protein 1
Exons: 7
Coding region: 410-1924 (504 amino acids)
Biological process (GO): ubiquitin-dependent protein catabolic process via the multivesicular body sorting pathway
Cellular component (GO): ESCRT I complex
Molecular function (GO): ubiquitin binding
Source: RefSeq, a predicted model, not a curated record